Rotaria sp. Silwood1 is the source of this 1725-nucleotide messenger RNA. NCBI's taxonomy places the organism in Eukaryota, Metazoa, Rotifera, Eurotatoria, Philodinida, Philodinidae. The record is from the annotation of a GenBank genome assembly.
AUGCGACCUAUAAAAGAAGUUCAAUUCUAUUGUUAUAAACUAAGACGAAUAGAAGAGGAAAAUAACCAUCAAUGGGAUCGACCACUUGAAUUCGUCUUAUCGCUGAUUUCGAAUUCAGUUGGUCUCGGCAAUGUUUGGCGAUUUCCUUAUCUAGCAGCGCAGAGCGGUGGUGGUGCUUUUCUUAUUCCAUAUUUUCUUCUCUACUUUUUAAUUGGAGCUCCACUCUAUUAUAUGGAAUUGGCUCUUGGUCAAUUUACAAGUCGAGGACCAGCCUCAGGAUUUGUUCUCGCUAGAGGAUGGCAAGGUGUAGGAUUUGCUAUGAUAAUCAAUAGUGUCUUGGGCACUCUAUAUUAUAAUGUUAUCAUUGCUUGGGCGCUCUUCUACUUUGUUCUUUCAUUUCGUAAGACACUCUUAUGGUCUGAUUGUGGUCAUUGGUGGAAUUCAAACCGAUGUUUUGUUCCUGGCUUUCAAGGAAAUACUUCGACAGGAAAUGACACAACAUUGAAUUGUACAGCAUUACUAGCUAGUAAUUUAUCCAAUUUUACAUGUCCACCAACCAAUAAUACUAAAGAUGUACCAGCCACUGAAGAAUUCUUUUAUCGACUUCUUUUGAAUAAAAGCUCAAGUUUUGAUGAUUUCGGUGUUCCCGGUACUUACAUGUCCGUUUUAUUACUUGGAGCUUGGAUUAUUAUUUGUUUGUGCAUUUUUCGUGGUGUUCAAUCAUCAGGCAAAGUGGCAUAUUUCACGGCUAUAUUUCCAUAUAUUGUUCUUCUUAUAUUGAUUAUUUUCACUGCAACACUUGAAGGAGCUGGCAAAGGCAUUCGAUACUAUAUAGUGCCCCGAUGGGAACUCAUCGGCAAUUUUCAGAUAUGGCAAGCAGCAGCUUCUCAAGUUUUUUUCUCUUUGAGUAUUAGUUUUGGUUCACUUAUUGCUUAUUCAGCGGCCAAUGACUUUCAUAAUAAAUUUUUCCAACAAAUGUGUAUUGUGGUUUGUUGUGAUUGUUUCACCGGUGUUUUUGCUGGUUUUGCCGUUUUUGCUACUGUUGGAUUUCUUGCUACAUCAUUAGGAAGAGAAGUCGAAGAAUAUGCUCGAUCAUCAGGUCCUGGUUUAGCAUUUAUUACUUAUCCUGAAGCACUAUCGAAAAUGCCAGCCAGUCCAUUUUUUUCUAUAAUCUUCUUUUUAAUGCUUCUUGCUCUUGGAUUGGGUUCACAGGUGCUCACCAUUUCCAAUUUAAUAGGUGCUGCGCCACUGUCAAUAAAGGCUGCUGGUGGAUUUCCAGACUAUGAAUUUCCAAGAUGGAGUGUUAUAUUAGGAUGGUUUAUCUUUGUUUUUUGUAUUCUUCCAAUUCCACUCGUCUUCAUCAUCAGUUACUUUCGCGAAUAUCGAAGGCUUUCUGCUCUUCAAACAACAACUGCUAUUCUCGGUGACAAUAGUCAGUUGACAGAGUAUAAGGAGCCGAAACCUAUUUACUUGCAAGCAUUGACAGCAAAUAAUUCGCCUGCAGAUACUUGGGGACCUAGAAGAAGAAAGCACCAGAAAGAUGCAUAUGCUCAUUUGGCUGUACGAUCAGCUAAAACUAAUAUCCCUUCUCAACAACAGUUUCCUGAACAAUCAUCAAAAGUGAUGAACAAUACAGAUACUCAAACGGGUGUGAUAAAUCCAACUUUUGAUGAAGGCUCGGCAAUGCAUGACGAUGACGGAAACACUUCACAUGAAAAGCUUUGA